AUGUACGCCAAGAUCCUCGCCAUUCUUGCCUUCCUCGGCCUCACCGGCGCUGCCGUCGUGACCGCCGCCCCCGCAGGCAAGCCCGGAACCGACCAAUGUUAUUCAGGCAUCCAGGCCCGCCGUGCUGGAGCCCCCGGCCUCAUGAUCAACACCCGCGACGCCGACGGCCAGCAGAAAGCCCGGGAUGUCAACACCGUCCUCACUCGCGAAGCCGACGGCAUUGACGCCACUGCCAUGGCAGUCGAGCGGGCCAAGGCACGCUCCCAGCCUUGGCGCGAGUUCAAGCGCGCCGUGGCUGGCGAGGCCGCAGUGGCCGAGGAUGCAGACGACCUCAUCUACGAAGGAACCAGCUGUGCUUAA
Anthostomella pinea is the source of this 360-nucleotide messenger RNA. The record is from the annotation of a GenBank genome assembly. Lineage: Eukaryota; Fungi; Ascomycota; Sordariomycetes; Xylariales; Xylariaceae.